Molecule: messenger RNA, 3615 nt
Organism: Parnassius apollo (apollo)
Lineage: Eukaryota; Metazoa; Arthropoda; Insecta; Lepidoptera; Papilionidae
Source: the annotation of a GenBank genome assembly
AUGCUGCAGCUGUACUGUGGAGCCAUGCUGGAGCUGUACUGUGGAGCCAUGCUGCAGCUGUACUGUGGAGCCAUGCUGCAGCUGUACUGUGGAGCCAUGCUGCAGCUGUACUGUGGAGCCAUGCUGCAGCUGUACUGUGGAGCCAUGCUGCAGCUGUACUGUGGAGCCAUGCUGCAGCUGUACUGUGGAGCCAUGCUGCAGCUGUACUGUGGAGCCAUGCUGCAGCUGUACUGUGGAGCCAUGCUGCAGCUGUACUGUGGAGCCAUGCUGCAGCUGUACUGUGGAGCCAUGCUGCAGCUGUACUGUGGAGCCAUGCUGCAGCUGUACUGUGGAGCCAUGCUGCAGCUGUACUGUGGAGCCAUGCUGCAGCUGUACUGGCCUGGAGCCAUGCUGCAGCUGUACUGUGGAGCCAUGCUGCAGCUGUACUGUGGAGCCAUGCUGCAGCUGUACUGUGGAGCCAUGCUGCAGCUGUACUGUGGAGCCAUGCUGCAGCUGUACUGUGGAGCCAUGCUGCAGCUGUACUGUGGAGCCAUGCUGCAGCUGUACUGUGGAGCCAUGCUGCAGCUGUACUGUGGAGCCAUGCUGCAGCUGUACUGUGGAGCCAUGCUGCAGCUGUACUGUGGAGCCAUGCUGCAGCUGUACUGUGGAGCCAUGCUGCAGCUGUACUGUGGAGCCAUGCUGCAGCUGUACUGUGGAGCCAUGCUGCAGCUGUACUGUGGAGCCAUGCUGCAGCUGUACUGUGGAGCCAUGCUGCAGCUGUACUGUGGAGCCAUGCUGCAGCUGUACUGUGGAGCCAUGCUGCAGCUGUACUGUGGAGCCAUGCUGCAGCUGUACUGUGGAGCCAUGCUGCAGCUGUACUGUGGAGCCAUGCUGCAGCUGUACUGUGGAGCCAUGCUGCAGCUGUACUGUGGAGCCAUGCUGCAGCUGUACUGUGGAGCCAUGCUGCAGCUGUACUGUGGAGCCAUGCUGCAGCUGUACUGUGGAGCCAUGCUGCAGCUGUACUGUGGAGCCAUGCUGCAGCUGUACUGUGGAGCCAUGCUGCAGCUGUACUGUGGAGCCAUGCUGCAGCUGUACUGUGGAGCCAUGCUGCAGCUGUACUGUGGAGCCAUGCUGCAGCUGUACUGUGGAGCCAUGCUGCAGCUGUACUGUGGAGCCAUGCUGCAGCUGUACUGUGGAGCCAUGCUGCAGCUGUACUGUGCCAUGCUGCAGCUGUACUGUGGAGCCAUGCUGCAGCUGUACUGUGGAGCCAUGCUGCAGCUGUACUGUGGAGCCAUGCUGCAGCUAUAUUGUGGUUGCAGCACGAAUGUUUUAGCUCGACCGGGAGAAACCUCGCCUCCGUCGCCCAUAGGCGAUGAGAAGGAGUCCAAGAUGAGCCAAAUACAAUUUUCAGCACCUUUAGAUAAACAAGAUAGCACGGUGUGGCAGAAGCGACAGCAGGCGGUGUGCGUGCGGCACGCGUUCAAGCACUACGGUUCUAACAAGCGACCCAACCAUGUGCUUAGCAACCUGAAUAUGACUGUCGCUAAGGGGACGAUAUACGGCCUCCUCGGCGCGUCCGGUUGCGGGAAGACCACGCUGCUGUCAUGUAUCGUGGGCCGGCGGAAACUGAACAGCGGAGAGAUAUGGGUGCUCGGGGGCAAGCCGGGCACGAAAGGUUCAGGAGUGCCGGGCAAGCGCGUGGGAUACAUGCCGCAAGAGAUAGCCCUGUACGGCGAGUUCACUAUCAAAGAAACUAUGAUGUACUUCGGCUGGAUAUUCGGUAUGGAGACGCGGGAGAUCGCGGAGCGUCUGAGAUUUUUGCUAGACUUCCUCGACCUUCCCAGUAAAGACCGCAUGGUGAAGAACUUAAGUGGCGGACAACAGCGUCGUGUUUCCUUCGCCGUGGCCCUAAUGCACGACCCUGAGCUCCUAAUCCUCGAUGAACCUACCGUUGGAGUGGACCCUCUACUGCGUCAGUCCAUCUGGACUCACCUCGUGCAAAUCACCAGCUCCGGAGACAAGACUGUCAUCAUCACCACCCAUUACAUUGAAGAGGCUCGACAGGCACAUUGUAUCGGAUUAAUGCGAAGCGGCCGACUGCUCGCCGAGGAAUCACCACAAGCUCUUCUCACAAUGUACAGCUGCAUCUCGCUCGAAGAUGUGUUCCUUAAACUCUCUAGAAAGCAGGGUCAAGCCAACCAAGUGGUGGAGCUCAACGUUUCGGGCGGAGGCUUAGGGCUGAACAAGAUGUCGAAGAGAGAAGAAGCGCCUUACGCAGCUGAGGACACGCACGUAGUGGGUCUAAACUUCCACCAGAGCAAGGAAGUCCUAAUCAUUGACAACGGAGCUGGCUCUAACGGCGAUCUUCCUGGCAAAGUGACUGAAGUAGUGACCACCGAAUGUGAGGAUUGUGGCAGUUGUUUCAAUUGGACCUCGCGGGGAAAAAUCAAGGCUUUAAUUCAGAAGAACUUCCUGCGGAUGUGGCGGAACAUCGGUGUCAUGCUGUUUAUUUUCGCGCUGCCCGUCAUGCAAGUCAUUCUUUUCUGUUUGGCCAUUGGAAGAGACCCUAGCGGACUUAGACUUGCUAUUGUCAACGAUGAUGUGAACGUCAUAGAUGGUUACUGUCCAUACAACUCAUCGUGUUCGAUGAAGAACCUCUCUUGUCGAUACUUGAACCAUCUGAAAAACCAGUCCAUCAUAAAGGAGUACUACUUCGACGUGGAAUCCGCCAUACAGGCGGUGAGAGACGGCGACGCUUGGGGCGCUCUUUAUUUCAACGAGAAUUAUACGGAUGCUCUUGUUGCUAGACUAGCUCUAGCGGACACGGCAGACAACGAUACGAUUAUGUCAUCCGAGGUGCAAGUGUGGUUGGAUAUGUCCAACCAACAAAUAGGACUUAUGCUCAACAGGGACAUACAAUUCGCAUAUAGAGAUUUCGCUCAGGACUUACUUAAAACGUGCAACUACAAUCCGAAAGUGGGUGACAUACCAAUCGACUUCAAGGACCCAAUAUACGGUGACAACAACCCCUCGUUUACAGACUUCGUUGCGCCUGGAGUUAUUUUGACAAUCGUGUUUUUCUUGGCUGUGGCACUUACAUCGUCUGCUUUAAUCGUGGAAAGAAUGGAAGGUCUUCUGGAUAGAUCCUGGGUGGCUGGAGUUUCUCCUGGAGAAAUUCUAUUCUCUCACGUUGUGACCCAGUUUGUUGUGAUGUGCGGACAGACUGCCUUGGUCCUCAUCUUUAUGAUCUUGGUAUUCGGUGUCAAGAGCAAUGGAAAUAUCGUUUACGUCAUCAUGCUAACAUUGUUGCAAGGACUCUGCGGGAUGUGCUUCGGUUUCGUGAUAUCGGCUGCAUGCGAACUUGAACGGAACGCGAUCCAACUUGCGCUCGGUUCUUUCUACCCUACAUUGCUGCUGAGUGGAGUGAUCUGGCCAAUCGAGGGUAUGCCUUGGGCUUUGCGAUACAUCGCUUUAUGUUUACCACUAACGCUCGCAACCACAUCACUACGUUCGGUUCUGACUCGAGGCUGGCCUAUACAAGAUCCUGACGUGUACAUGGGCUUCGUGGCCACGUUGACUUGGAUCGCACUCUUCCUUGUUGUAACGCUCACAAUAUUACGUUUUAAGCGUGGAUAA